Marasmius oreades (fairy-ring Marasmius) is the source of this 2415-nucleotide messenger RNA. RefSeq lists its product as uncharacterized. The coding region runs from base 1 to 2415 and encodes 804 amino acids. Gene Ontology annotation, molecular function: protein kinase activity. The transcript has 4 exons. NCBI's taxonomy places the organism in Eukaryota, Fungi, Basidiomycota, Agaricomycetes, Agaricales, Marasmiaceae. The record is from RefSeq and is a predicted model, not a curated record. Gene Ontology annotation, biological process: protein phosphorylation.
AUGUCCACACCUCAUAGACGCUCUGCAUCGGCUCGUGUCCCUUGCACCUCCUUGCAUUACGAGCAUGACAACCGAUACUGCCUAGCCCAAUUCGAAAACACUGGAAAGUACGUUGAAAUGGGGCCCGAAAGUUUUUUGGAAGUGUUUCUGCCCGUAAUCGGAGAUAUCCCGGCCUAUCAAGGGUUCAAGUCAGCAGAAAAUGCGUUGAAAAGGGCGUCAGGAUGCCAGUAUGAAGUAGACAUGUACUCAGACCUGGUCCAAGCUUUUCAAGCGUACUGCCCUACAUUGGAGUUUCAUGAUACUCAUAUGCAUCCUGCGUAUGCUCCAUAUGGGGAAGGGAAGGUGGAGAUUAAACCCGACAUUUCAAGUUAUUACCGAGGCGGCGUUGGUCCUGAAGAACCAACCAUUUCAGAAGCUGAUCCUCCUGAGUUGCCAGGGGAGGAUGGUUCUGAGGAGUCAGACAUUUCAGAAGAGGCUGGUUCUGAGGAGUCAGACCUUUCAGAGGAGGCUGGUUCCGAUGAGCCAGACAUUUCGGAGGUGGCUGGUUCUGAGGAGCCAGACAGUGGAUCAGAGGAGUCAGACGGUACAGAGGAGGCUGGUGCUGAGGAGCAAGUCAGUGCAGAAGCUCGACCUGAACCAGCUCGACCUCACCCCGCUGAGAAGCUAGCGCCAGUCAACCUUCAAGAAGCGGAAAUCAUCGUCGAGGUCAAGCUCAGACUUGGAGACGACGCCUUCUCAGACGAAACUGAAGGUCAAUUUGAAAUGAAUACAACUCAAGGGCAAGAUACUCGCGGACAAAUUACGAUGUACGCGACUGCCCAACUCGCUUUACAACAACGUACCCAUUGUUUCUCUAUUCUGGUCAUAGGUACCUUUGCUCGACUUAUUCGCUGGGAUAGAGCGGGUGCUGUUGUCACCCCACGGUUCGACUAUACGAGGACUUCAUGGUUGCAGAAAUUCCUCCACAGUUACAGUUACGCGACUCCGAAAGUUCGCGGCAUCGACACUUCCGUGUACAGUCUCGAUGAUUGCGACGACGAGUCUGUUCGGACUUCGGAACAGGCGACGCGAAACGCACUCAACCUCCUCCACGAGCCGCUAUACGUCUUCGAAAUAUAUGACGAUACUACAGGCAAUCUGACAAGGGUUAUUGGGUCCCAACCUUGUGUCAGGAACACCGACUCUCUCACCGGACGAUGCACUCGCUGUUACAAAGUGUAUGAUCCCAAAGAUAGAGAGGUUCGAUUCUUGAAGGAUACGUGGAAGGUCUCUGCACAACAUAUCUUGGGGGAGGCCGUUGUAUACUCCAAGUUGAAGGCAGCUGGAGUACGCAACAUCUUGACGCUCCUCACGUCCGGGAACGUCCGUCACAGAGGACCUGAAGACAUACAGGCCACACAGACUCACCGUCGUCAAACUAAGGGUAAACCUCCACUCAAGCGUUUGAGAGGUCACUACCAUUGUCGUCUGCUUUUCAAGGAAUGCGGGGAGAGCCUUCUAAAUUGUAAGUCUGUUGGACAAUUAAUCACUGUGAUGCACGACUCUAUGAUUGCUCACAAGGAUGCGUAUGAAAAGGCUAAAAUUUUGCAUCGUGACAUCAGUUCCGGGAACAUCAUCAUGGUGGAUGGUAAGGGGAUCCUCAUUGAUUGGGACGUAGCUAAGUUGCACACUGAUCGAACCCCUCGUCAAAAUGAGAGGACGGGUACAUGGCAAUUCAUAUCUGCAAAGCUGCUUUUGGCAAAAAAACCGACACUACAUGUGCUUGCGGACGACCUCGAAUCCUACUUUCACGUCCUCUCACUGCAGGUCUUGAAGUACACUAAACACGGCAUGCCUCUGUAUGAUUUAGCAAAUUACAUCAAAAAAGUGUAUGAGGAAGUCAGUGUCGUCGGAGAGGGGUCUGCCGAUUCCCAUCGUCCCCCCCAAGGUGGCCAUUCCAAGAGUUGGUCGUUGGUUGUCAGAAGCAUGACACUUCUCCCGGUUCCCAACGAUGUUCUUCAUUCUUUGUUGGACGACCUGGAGGACGUACUGCGAGUUCGCUACCUGCCGAAACCAAGGGAUGCGGACAAGAAAGGGCUGCGGGACAUUGAGCGGCUUGAGCAGGAAUUGGCUACCGCACAGGGGGAACGCAGGAAAAUUUUACGACAGACGCACGCUGCGUGGCAAGCUGCGCGGGAGUACACCGAAUACACCAAGCGCCUGGAAGACCAUAACCUGGUUUUAGGCCUGUUCGAUCGUGCAACCAGUUUGGAGCAUAGAAUGCCAGAGAAACUCAAGCUGAACAAGACAAAGCAACUCGCCGUCGAUACCCUUUACGCUAAGACCAGGAAGAGGAAAAACGAUGACGUUUCUGAUAGUGAGGAUGAAAGGGAACACUGGAACAAAAAGUCGAAGAAACCGAAGAAGAAGGUCUGA